AUGAGCCAAAAAAUUUUACUAAUUACAGGAGACUUUGGAGAGGAUUACGAAGUUAUGGUUCCCUUUUAAGUUCUUCAUGCUAUAGGAUAUACUGUGCAUACUGUUUGCCCUAAUAAAAAGGCAGGAGACUAUGUUACUUGUGUUGUAGAAGAAGGUGGUGAAAUAGAAAAGUUUUAAACUUAUACUGAAAAAAUAGGCCAUAGAUUCUUUUUAAAUUAUGAUUUUGAUCAAGUAAAACCAGAAGAAUAUUAUGCUUUAGUUUUAGCUGGUGGAAGGGCUCCUGAAUAUUUGAAAUACGACCCUAGCGUUUUAAAAUUAGUUAAACAUUUCACAGAUAGCAAAAAGUCCAUCUUAGUAAUAUGCCAUGGCUAUCAAAUUCUAUGUGCUCUUUAGGGUUGUAUUGAAGGAAUUGUGUUGGGAGGUCCAACUCCUACUUCAUAUGAGAUUACUAAUGCUGGAGGAAUAUAUUAGUAAAUAAAAAUGGAGGAUGCUCUUCUUUAUAAUAACUUUAUUUCCACUCCUGCAUACACAGGCUUUUUGAAGUGUUUUCCACCUUUUAUUGAAUAACUUAAAAACGGUGUUAAAUUUGACAACAAAGUUCACAUUUUUAAAUGA
Tetrahymena thermophila SB210 is the source of this 615-nucleotide messenger RNA. Its product is annotated as PfpI family intracellular protease. The transcript has a single exon. The record is from RefSeq and is a predicted model, not a curated record. Lineage: Eukaryota; Ciliophora; Oligohymenophorea; Hymenostomatida; Tetrahymenidae.